GUGAAAAACUCGUUGUAGACAAAAUUGUACAAAAAAUGGAAAACACGGCAGCAAUUUUACUAUCGCCCCCUGCAACGCCCCCGUUACAGGAUACCAGCCACCAGCAGCAGCAGGCUGUGGAAAAUUUAAAGACAAGUAACGCAGUCCGACAAGCGUUGAAACGCAAGCUGGAAAACGCCAACGCCAGCGAGUCACCGGCGAAGGCCAACGGUACCAACGCCGGUCGGCGGGUGAACUUCGUGACACCGAACCAGUCGGACGCGUCGGAAGAUGAGUCGGAUUUGCCACCGCGCAAGCGCCAGUACGUGCGCAAUCCGGACCAGCUCGAGUCGCAUGCCGCCCUCCAGAAACAGCUGCAACAGCAGCAGCAACAACAACAACAGCAGCAACCUUGCGCUCCCACACCGCCCCCCUCGGAAUGCUCCGGAUCGGAAGAUGAAAACACCAAGUCCGGUUCGGAUGAGGAGCGUAGCUACUUCCAAACAGCGGAACCGACGACGACGACGACAACGACAACAACGGCCCCCCUCCAGCGUGAAAGUGUGAUCAUGCGCAUCAACAAGGACGGCUCGUGCACGAAGGGUGGAAACAACACGGAAACGGUACCGGGUGAAGGUGGUCUGAACAUCUUCAGAAGCUACAAGUUCAAAAUGGGUCCACGUAUGUCACCUCCACCAGCGGCACAGGUCCCGGUGCCAUCCGCCUCUCCGGCACCGGCGAUCCCGAUGGAAACCGAACAGCCAAAGGACUUGAGCAAAACCUCCACCCUCACCACCACCACCACUCCCUCUCAGCCAGCCCCAACGACGACAGUAUUCUCCGCCGUCAGUGUGAGUGCCGGUGGCAAGCGUAAGAAGAAGGAAUCGAGCCCGUCGACGGCGGCCACACCGAUCCUCCCAAAAAGCGCACCAUCCGCCUCCGCGAGCACCCUUCCUGUGAUAGCACCGAAGAUCAGUGCCGCCGGUCCUCCUGCCCCGGCCGCUCCCUUCAUCCUUGCCACCCACAACGGGUACAUCCUCGUGCCGCCCCAAAUCUCACACAAUCUGCUCGUGGCGGCCGCACCAAGUGAAGCGCGCCCCAUGGUUGGCAAGUCUCAGAGCCAGGCGGAAAAGCAACCGCUGGGUGGGGCUGGUGCCAGCAGCGAAGCAACGACCGCCGCUAGUAGCAAACCGGAACGACGACGCAUUUACGAGUGUGAUCACCCGAACUGUGGCAAAAACUACUUCAAAUCGAGCCACCUGAAGGCGCACCAGCGCAUCCACACCGGCGAGCGGCCGUUCAACUGCAAGUGGCCGGACUGCGGGCGUCGCUUUUCCCGCUCGGACGAGCUGUCCCGCCACAAGCGCACGCACACCGGCGAGAAGAAGUUUGUGUGUCACGUCUGCGAGCGGCGGUUCAUGCGCAGUGACCACCUGUCCAAGCACGUCAAGCGUCACAACAAGGACGGAAGCAAGGCUUCCGGUGGCGGCUCCGGUCGUCGCUCGACGCUGGCGGCGACAUCGGCAGCGACCGCACCGCCGGCCCAGCCGACCGCGAUCCUUCCGGCGGAAGUUAGCAUGCGCACGCUGUACCACCAUCCGAUCGCGGCGGCGGCGGCUGUGUUCCACCAGCAUCAGGCCACCCACUCGUUCGCGGCCGUCCAGCAGGCGUCCGUUUACUAAGGGCGCUCUUCCGGUAGCGCACCUCCCGUGUCCUUGUGUCAUAUUCAUUUAUUUUCGGGGGAGCGAGAUCGCGGUCAAACCAUUCCAGUGUGUGUGACUCUCCCCAGGUGUUAGUAGUUGUAGUACGCAUUAACUAAGGCGAAUCCGAUGGUCGGUAGUAGCGAAAGGAAAACGGGAAAAGGGAGAUACUACGGAGGAGCUUCUAAGAGGAUCUCGAUUCGAAGCGAGGAAAGAAACUGCAUAUACCAACAAACUGUGUAUCUAUUUUAUCUCUCCCCCUCCCACACUAAUGCGGCUAGGUUUAAACACUCUGUGUGUGUGCGACACACUGCGCACACUGUCUGUGAUCGUUUUUUCUUACGAAACGGAAAACUUCUAAGAAAAGGGCACCCGUUUAGCUGUUUAGCUGUACUAUCUUUCUUAUCACAAUCUAGCUAUUUAGCGUCGUUGAGGGCGUGUGGCUCCGGGGAAGAAAGUAUACAAAAAAACUUCACUAGGAGUAGGUACUAUGAGGGCAGGAGAUGAGAUGGAGGGCCCACACACACACACAGCCCGUAAAGGGAAGGUUGAGGCGCAAGGAGAAACAGAAAAGAAGACUCACAUUCAACGGUUCUACUGUCGGUUGUAAGAUUUUAAUUUGUUCUUAUAAUUAUGUCAUUCGUUGUUUUAUUUUUUUUUUUUUUGUGUAUAUCUAUUAGGGACCCUGAGGGAUAGGACGGGGGAGGCAAAUUAGGAAGAGAGAUAGAGAAAGAGAGUUCAGUGAAAGUGGCAAAACACUCCCGCGUUCCUUCCGUUCUUCAGCUAAUGGUUUCAAUUAUUUAUUUUAGUUCUUAAUCGAUACCGAUUAAUUAAAAUGCCACAGAGUAAGACGAGCGGUCAGGUGUAUGUAAUGUAUCAAAUACUGCGCGAGUGAGAGUAGAAUUGGCGCGUCAGCACAGAGAUCAGUGAAGGAGAAGAGCUACAACAAAAAAACACAUGUGUUAAUAAUUAUAGGAAAGCCAAAACUCUAUUGGUCAAUGUUCGGUAAAUAAUGGUGACAAAAACAAAACAAAACAAAACCAGAACUAAAAGCAAAUGCAUCAAAAAUCACUUACAAAGCAAGUAAUAUACAUUCUUCUGAUCAAUCU
Messenger RNA from Anopheles coustani, 2788 nucleotides. RefSeq names its product Krueppel-like factor 17 (gene cbt). The transcript has 2 exons. Lineage: Eukaryota; Metazoa; Arthropoda; Insecta; Diptera; Culicidae. Gene Ontology annotation, molecular function: RNA polymerase II cis-regulatory region sequence-specific DNA binding; DNA-binding transcription factor activity, RNA polymerase II-specific. Gene Ontology annotation, biological process: regulation of transcription by RNA polymerase II. The coding region runs from base 36 to 1661 and encodes 541 amino acids. The record is from RefSeq and is a predicted model, not a curated record.